AUGCUUCAUGCAACAAAAUUCUAUCAGAAUUGUGUUGAUGAAGAUACAGAAAGUCAUUGGAUGGAAGUUUAUGAAGAACAACGAACUACUGGACAAACAUCAUCUGAAAAUGAUGAAGAAAAUGAAUUAAUCGCAGCAAAAUUAUCGACACAAUCUACAAUCGAAAUGAUUAAACCAAAGAUCGAUAUUAGCAAUGCAUUUUUAGAAAAAACACAUUCAGCAGAACCAAAAAUGUGUGGAAAUUUCAAGGCAUAUUUACAACGAUGUCAUGAAAUGGAUAAUAUUGAUAAAGUUGCAUAUCAAGGAUAA
Loa loa (African eye worm) is the source of this 309-nucleotide messenger RNA. RefSeq lists its product as hypothetical. The coding region runs from base 1 to 309 and encodes 102 amino acids. The transcript has 3 exons. Lineage: Eukaryota; Metazoa; Nematoda; Chromadorea; Rhabditida; Onchocercidae. The record is from RefSeq and is a predicted model, not a curated record.